UAAUGGAAUGGAAUAAGGCUAGUUAAGUCAAUGAAAAAGAAAUUGGCUAUAAGAAAUACAAGUUUGAUAGUUUAACAACAUCAUAAUUUUGGGCAUAUUGUAUGGGUCAUAUGCUUAAUGAUUUAUCAGCUGCAUGUUGGUUCAAGUAUUUAAUUUCUUAAAUUAUCAUAGCUAUCUGCUAUUUUAUUUGAAGAGAAUAAUACAAGUUGAUUUUGGUUCAUAUGCAAUGUUGUCAGGAUAAGUAGCUGAUGCAUUGGCAACUCCACUUGUUGGAUAUUAUAGUGAUAGAACAAAAACAUCAAUAGGAAAGAGAAUUCCAUGGUACAUCGGGUAUAUUUAAUGUAAAUAUUAUGAGGGGAUAUUUUGUAAUAAUCUUUUCAUUUUUGCCAGUUUGGAAUGGAAAUUUAAUAUUGGAUUGGAUGAAUGUGAAAGAUAACACAGUAGUAUAAGUAAUCAAUUCAAAUUAAUUAAAGGCUAUUUAUUAUACUGUAUUUCCUGCAAUUUUUAAUUUUGGUUGGGCCUCAUUACAAAUUAGUCAUAUGUCUUUGGUACCAAGUUUAACAUGUAGUCGAUCCAGACGAGAUAAAUUAAAUUCCAUAAGAAAUACAUUUUAAUUCAUAGCCGUAUUAAUAGUGUAUGUGACGGCAGUAAUCAAUUAAUUAAUUUAAGUUAAUAUUUUUUUAAUUGGCAAACAGUACCGAUGGUACAGAUUCAGCAUAAGCUUUUCAAUAUUUAUCAUUAAUAUGUGUUACCAUAGGGACAGCAACAUCAGUUUAUUUUAUAAUUCAAAUAAAUGAACCUAAAUUAACCUCUGAUUGUACUAAAUAUGCAAGAACUUUAUUAAGAAUUUUGAAAGAUGUAUAAUAUUAUAUUGAUAAUUAAAAUAGAGAUAAAAUGGACUUAGCAAUCCUACAAAAGUUGCUUAAGACUAAAAGAUUGCAAAAAAUUAAGUUCAAGACGAAUAAAAAAACACAUUGUCUAGUGAUGAUUUAUAGAAAUCAACAUCUGAAUCACAAAUAGAUGGAUCAGGAAAUGUCAAAUUAACUGAUGUUGAAUUUACAGAUGAUGAAGGAGAAGGUUUACAUAAAUAAAAAGCUAAUCGAGGAUCUAUGUCUGAAGAUGUACAUGAUUGGAAGUAAUUUAUUUGUUUAUAUUUUAUAGAGAAUGGUUUGGAUAAAUGGCAUUUUACAGAUUUGGAAUGGUUUAUAUGUUCUUUAGAUUAUAUUGUAAUGUAUCAUCAACUAUGAUCUCAUUUUAUAUUGCAAGUGUUUUAAAAUUUACAGAUCCAGAUUCAGAAGAAGUUAAAGUCCCUAUUUAAGUAGCAUUGAUUCCUCUCUCUCUAUAUAUUAUGAGUGUUUUAACUAGUGCUUCCUUAUCAAAGUUCUAUUAAGUUUUAGGCAAAAAAGUUACAUUGACGUAAUCAUUAUUCAUAUUAAAUAGAGUUGGAACAAUAUUAUGUUUACUAUCAUCUUCUAUUUUGAUAUUCCUAAAUGAAAAGAAUUCCUACUUUAUGUAUGCAGUAUCUCCAUUCAUUGGAAUAGCACAAGCUAUCACUUUGAAUACAGGAAUUACACUCAUCAGUGAUGUCAUUGGUUUAAAAGGAUCAAGUGGUGCUUUUGUUUUUGGAGCAUAUAGUUUUCUAGAUAAGAUUUCUUCUGGAAUAGCCUUAUUUUUUUGUUCAUAUGGAAGUGUACUUGAUGAUGAAAAUUUGGUUCGUUGGUUGACUGUACUUGUACCAUCAAUAUCCUGUUUUGCUGGUUGCUUAUUGGUUGUAACAGCUCCAACAAAGAAGUCAGAGGAGAAUGUUGAAACUUAAAAGAAUGAUGAGAGACGAACAAAAUCUUUGGUAGAUGAAUUGGCUACUUGA
Paramecium pentaurelia is the source of this 1867-nucleotide messenger RNA. Lineage: Eukaryota; Ciliophora; Oligohymenophorea; Peniculida; Parameciidae. The record is from the annotation of a GenBank genome assembly.